CCACAAUGCACUGCAGGGCGCGUCACUCGGAGCUGUGGGUCCCGGCUGGACAGGUCUUCUCUAUCGGUUGAAAUGUCUAUGAUUUUAUCUGCCUCAGUCAUUCGUGUCAGAGAUGGACUGCCACUUUCUGCUUCUACUGAUUAUGAACAAAGCUCAGGAAUGCAGGAGUGCAGAAAGUAUUUUAAAAUGCUCUCAAGGAAACUUUCUCAAUUUCCUGAUAGAUGUACACUGAAAACUGGACGUUAUAACAUAAAUUUUAUUAGCUCUCUGGGAGUGAGCUACAUGAUGUUGUGCACUGAAAAUUACCCAAAUGUUCUCGCCUUCUCUUUCCUGGAUGAGCUUCAGAAGGAGUUCAUUACUACUUAUAACAUGAUGAAGACAAAUACUGCUGUCAGACCAUACUGUUUCAUUGAAUUUGAUAACUUCAUUCAGAGGACCAAGCAGCGAUAUAAUAAUCCCAGGUCUCUUUCGACAAAGAUAAAUCUCUCUGACAUGCAGAUGGAAAUCAAGCUGAGGCCCCCUUACCAAAUUUCCAUGUGUGAAUUGGGGUCGGCCAAUGGAGUCACAUCUGCAUUUUCUGUUGACUGUAAAGGUGCUGGUAAGAUUUCUUCUGCUCACCAGCGACUGGAACCAGCAACUCUGUCAGGGAUUGUGGCAUUUAUCCUUAGUCUUUUAUGUGGAGCUCUGAAUUUAAUUCGCGGCUUUCAUGCCAUAGAAAGUCUCCUGCAGAGUGAUGGUGAAGAUUUUAAUUACAUCAUUGCAUUUUUCCUCGGAACAGCAGCCUGCCUUUACCAGUGUUAUUUACUUGUCUACUACACCGGCUGGCGGAAUGUCAAAUCUUUUUUGACUUUUGGCUUAAUCUGUCUGUGCAACAUGUAUCUUUAUGAACUCCGCAACCUCUGGCAGCUUUUCUUUCACGUGACUGUGGGAGCAUUUGUUACACUACAGAUCUGGCUAAGGCAAGCUCAGGGCAAGGCUCCCGAUUAUGAUGUCUGACACCAUCCUUCAGACAUACUGCCUAGGCUUCAGGGGGAAAAGGAGGGAACAUAUCUUAACUGCCACUGUGAUGAAGAAACUAUUCACCACAAAUGAGAAGCUCUGCUUUCUUUCUCUCCAACUUUCCUUUUUUAAAAUCAGCAUGGCUGAUCCUGUGAGCAUGCAAGACCUGCUGGGAAAACUCUCAGAGGAAUCUUGGCCAUGCAAUUAUUGUGGCCAUGUAAUUGUUCAGAGGAGGAGGAGAAGGAAGAGACUUCUCUCUCAAGGGCUGUAACAGCGGAAACACUGUCAGAUGCCUUUGGAAGACUUGGCCAGAAGUCCUGAAUCCUUGCUGAAGAGUUCACUCAAAAAAAUGGAUGUGGUACUUGCUCUGAGGACCAAGCACAGGAACUCUACAACUUGAGUUUGCCUUUGUGAGGCAUCAGUAUAGACCAAAUAAAAAGAUGCUGCAGAAAUUGGGAAGCUUAUAUUUUAAAUACGUGACUGUGCUAAAU
Messenger RNA from Otolemur garnettii (small-eared galago), 1490 nucleotides. RefSeq names its product SEC22 homolog A, vesicle trafficking protein (gene SEC22A). The transcript has 7 exons. NCBI's taxonomy places the organism in Eukaryota, Metazoa, Chordata, Mammalia, Primates, Galagidae. The record is from RefSeq and is a predicted model, not a curated record. The coding region runs from base 73 to 996 and encodes 307 amino acids. Gene Ontology annotation, biological process: endoplasmic reticulum to Golgi vesicle-mediated transport.